Molecule: messenger RNA, 1798 nt
Organism: Actinia tenebrosa (Australian red waratah sea anemone)
Lineage: Eukaryota; Metazoa; Cnidaria; Anthozoa; Actiniaria; Actiniidae
Product: neuropeptide SIFamide receptor-like
Biological process (GO): G protein-coupled receptor signaling pathway
Cellular component (GO): membrane
Molecular function (GO): G protein-coupled receptor activity
Source: RefSeq, a predicted model, not a curated record
UAAAAGAUAGUGGAGCUCUCCACUGUGAAAUAAGUUAGAUCUCCGGUAUCUUAAUAUGCGCUUCCAUACAAGACAUGAAGGCCAGUAUUUUUAAUCCUAGCCAGAAUAAUAUUGCCAAUUGUAUGUCAGGAUUUGGGAUUGGAAAGCCAAACAUUUUGGUUUACAGAAUUCGAAUAACUGGUUUUCAGCGUCAUCAGUCAAGAAGCCUUACGACUAUCGCUCCUUCCAGCUGGCUAUUUGGACACUGGCAAGUAGAUUUCCAAAGCGCUUUCCAGAGUUAUUAGACGAACAAAACAUAUAGCCUUCCUCUAAGAACUGAGACGAAUCAAAAUACGAUCAUCACGAAUAAGCACACUCAGGAUUAUCAUUAUGAAUCUGAGCUACUCUUAUCGCGAGUCAAACAAUACCACGGCUGCUCCGAAUAGCAAAUGUCCCGAAUGGGGCCAAGAAAAUUCAACGCUAUUUCAAGUGGUCUUCAUAAGUCUUUACUCGAUCAUGGGGCUUACAGCGUUAUUUGGAAACUCAUUCUUAGUAAAGAUCAUUUUCUCCACUCCAAGAAUGAAGACGUCGUUCAACUAUUUCAUUGCCAACAUGGCCAUAUCGGAUAUUAUCGUACAGUUCUGUGUCAUCCCAAGAAUAAUCACUGACAUUCUCUACGAGGCGAGACGGUGGCUUAUUGGGGAUACGAUAGGCCAAAUCCUUUGCAAGUUAUUGUACUACGUCCAAGAUGUUUGUACGGCGGUUUCAAUCGAGUGUAUUGUUCUCAUUGCCAUUGAUCGUUUUCUUGCAGUUGUCACCCCGACAAAGGUUCGAUCAACAUCCCGUGGCAAACUUCGAGUCGUGAUAAUAAUAAUGACGUGGAUCAUAGCUAUGGUACUCCAUGCUCCAUAUCUUCAUUUUACCAACAUCAGAAAAGUAGCUCCAGACGUCAUGUACUGUACUAUAGACUGGAGCCCUCUACCGGAUGCAGUACACACUAAAUACAUGAGUAUCUUAAUAGUCCUACUUUUUCUCAUUCCCCUAGGGAUCAUUACGAUUCUGUACUCGAUCAUUUUUAUGAUAGUAAAGCGCCGUAAAAUCCCUGGUCAUCAGUCCAGUGACAGACGCCAAUUCCGCCACUACGAGAAGGCCAAGACGAACGUCCUUCAGCUAUCAAUUGCAGUGGUUGCCGUGUUUAUUAUAAGCUGGACCCCAACUAUCGUCAACCUUCUUCUCCUUAUGACCAAAUGGGGUUGGAGAGUACCAUGUGAUAUGAUCCCUUUUCGAUUCUUUGCGUUGUUCAUGAACUAUUCAAACACUGCUACCAAUCCUUGGAUAUACUUCGUGCUGAGCGCUAACUACAGACAAGGGAUUCGAAAACUCAUUCCUUGCGCCCAGUGGAAGGCCCAGUACCAAAAACGAUUGAGCUCAAGAACCAAAUCAGGCACUUGGGCCACACACCAAACUGACAGCGGCGCAGAAGCAGAUAUAGGACAGACUCUUCCUGAACUAAGUGCUUGCACUGCAGUUUAGCUUAAAACUGACCACGGAAAACUAUCCUAAAAUACUACAAAUAAAUAUGUAUAUAUCCAACUGGAUCAAAGUCAACUUAUAAUUAGGACUUGAAAUUUUUUUCAUCGGUUUUGUUGUAUUAGUCGGUUGAAGUAUUUUUUUCUUGCUUCCAAUUAAGCCUUUCAUUCCUCAUCUCUUUCGCAGCAUUUUUAAUAUUUUGUUUUCAGUAGUUAAUAAGUUCCAAAUUUCAUCUUGGCUUUUUAUUACUAUUUUCUCAUUUACACCAAAAUGACAUCUUUUAUUUUUA